AUGGAGCAAGCAGCUUUGUUUCAAUGGGUAAACUUUGUUGCUUUUUUUUUUACUUAUUUUGUUGGAGUCAUUCUUGAAGUCAUAGGUGAAUUCAUUGCUGUGUGUAAAUUCGUUGCUGUGUGUAAAUUUGUUGCUGUGUGUGAAUUUGUUGCUGUGUGUAAAUUUGUUGCUAUGUGUGAAUUUGUUGCUGUGUGUGAAUUCACUGCUAUGUGUAAAUUCGUUGUUGUGUGUGAAUUCGUUGCUGUGUGUGAAUUCGUUGCUGUGUAUGAAUCCGUUGCUGUGUGUGAAUUUGUUGCUGUGUAUGAAUUCGUUGCU
Messenger RNA from Cetraspora pellucida, 315 nucleotides. Lineage: Eukaryota; Fungi; Glomeromycota; Glomeromycetes; Diversisporales; Gigasporaceae. The record is from the annotation of a GenBank genome assembly.